GCGGUGCGGGGCUUUUUCUCUUCCGUGCCAGGGGGUGGAGGCGGAAGGAGGCUCGGCCGGCCUCUGUCCGGUGCUCAUCAUGCUGUAUCUGGUCGGGCUGGGGCUGGGAGACGCUAAGGACAUCACGGUGAAGGGGCUGGAGGCGGUACGGCGCUGCCGCAGGGUGUACCUGGAGGCCUACACGUCCGUGCUCACCGUGGGGAAGGAAGCGCUGGAGGAGUUUUACGGAAAAGAACUGAUUUUGGCUGAUCGAGAAACAGUGGAACAAGAAGCAGACAGCAUUCUGAAAGACGCUGAUGUCUGUGACGUCGCUUUUCUUGUCGUUGGUGAUCCCUUUGGGGCCACAACACACAGUGAUUUAGUGCUACGUGCAGUAAAGUUGGGAAUUCCGUACCAGGUCAUUCAUAAUGCUUCAAUAAUGAAUGCAGUGGGCUGCUGUGGUUUACAGUUGUACAAUUUUGGAGAGACGGUUUCUAUAGUCUUCUGGACAGAUACAUGGAAGCCAGAAAGCUUUUUUGACAAGAUCAAGAAGAACAGGCAGAAUGGAAUGCACACACUGUGCUUACUUGAUAUUAAAGUGAAGGAGCAGUCUCUGGAGAAUCUAAUGAAAGGAAGGAAGAUUUAUGAGCCACCACGCUACAUGAGUGUGAACCAAGCUGCAGAACAGCUUCUUGACAUCAUUCGGAACAGGAGACUCCAAGGAGAAGAACCAGAAAUUACUGAAAACACCAUUUGUGUUGGCCUCGCACGUGUGGGUGCUCCUGAUCAGAAGAUUGCUUCUGGCACACUGCAUCAAAUGGCUACGGUGGAGUUAGGUGGUCCACUCCAUUCCCUGAUCAUUACAGGCACUAUGCAUCCUCUGGAAUUAGAAAUGCUUAAGCUUUUUUCUGUAGAUAGCUCCAAUUUUGAUAAUAAUGUAUUUCAAAAGACCACAUAAAUAAAAAAUGCAUAUUGAUUUUUUUAUUCUAUAGUUUAAUGUCAGUGCAAAGUUAUUACUCUGAAUAUUUACAGUUGCCUGGUUCAAAUGAAUUUAGAUUGUAUACAGCUACAGCAGAUAACAUAGGACUUGCUUUAACCUGAGGCUACAAGCUGCAAAACAUAUCUGCUGGUAUCAGUUUCUAACAAGUAAAGACAUCUCUUGCAGCCUUUAAACCUUAAGAAUGCUUUACUUAGUCCAGUUCCUUGACAUCUGCAUCAGUCUUAGGCUGAUGACUAGGAUAAGGCGUGCAGGUACAGAGCUGCUGGACCAGAUGUCUAUGCAGCAUCACUUUUGCUGUAAUAUAAGAAUCAAGCCUAUUGCAUGCAUGAUUUUAAGUGCAUUUUAGAUGUUAAAAUUAGCUUUUCAACUGUCCCACCAACUGAGUAGUUCUCCCACCAGUAGAAAAACUGUGCAAACCCUGUUAGUCUGAAUUCAUUUUUACACCUGGGAGAAUGAACACUGAUGAGAAUACUCUAUGUCUACAACAAGAACUCACUCUUAAGCCCAUUAGUAAAACAGAGAGAAACUGCACAGAACUUCUUAUUUCAGGAAGCUGCCACUUAAAAUAUAGACCUGGAUUUCCUCACACAUUUAUGAAGCACUAGACUCAAACUGCAACAACCACAGCUGAAUCAUUACCAACUCUCAAAAAGCAGACUGCAAGAAUUGUCUUCAGGAUCAGCUAAGGGGCGAUGGCUGCCUUUCCAGCUGGUCAUACACACUGUUGAAAAAAAACCCAGCAGACCUGUAUGCAUUUUUGUUUUUUAACUGAAGAUUUAUUGGAAAGAAAUUGGAUCCCGUAUCUUCUGAGCAAUACAGGACAUUUAACAUUUUAUAGAGACUGUAUUCAAGUAGAAAAGAUUACAUUAAAAAUUUCUAAUAUUGCACUUGGGACAGGUCAUGGCUAAGCUACUACAUCAGCAUUCCAGAACAAAAUCAUACAGAGUCUUCAGAAUUUUAGUGAGCUGCCUUGUGUUAUCAUUUUCAUUUUCUUUACAGGUAUUUUGAUACUGUACUAUUUGAUUUAAGCUCAUUGCAAAGAACGGUCUUGCAGCUGAAAGGUAAAGGCAAGCAAUAUGUUGUAUGCAAGCAAUGUUUCAUGCUACCCAGAACGAUUUCGGCAUGUUCUUCCUUCACAUUAUUCCACACUUCAGCCACAGGACUGAAGCAAGUCAUUUAACUCUUGUUAAAGAUCCUAGCACAGGCAUGAAAGAAAGACUUUGGUGCACAUGGGAAAUGAAACACACAACUCCUUUUACAUAUGAUUUCUGCCACAUUUCCACAGAGGCAGGAACCUUUUGUGGCUCACUGAGACAGACAAAUAGUCGAACCAGUAUUUCGCGUGGUGAAACACAACCUUUGCAUACCAGAGAGAAGAGUAGAAUAACUGGCACUUUUUCACAUUCUAGCAGUCUCUGGCCAAUGAAGUCCCAACAUAUAUGGUCACUUCAAAAUAAAAAUACAAAAAGCCUGAAUAGGGAGAGAAAUCCAAAUGGGAAAUCCAGCAAGUUGCAGAUGGGGAUUUCGCUAAAAGCAUACAGGAAAAAUUAACCACUGAAUUGGUGAAAGGGAUCAGAGAAAGGAAUUAUU
This is a messenger RNA of Coturnix japonica (Japanese quail), 2569 nucleotides long. RefSeq names its product diphthamide biosynthesis 5 (gene DPH5). The record is from RefSeq and is a predicted model, not a curated record. Gene Ontology annotation, molecular function: diphthine synthase activity. Lineage: Eukaryota; Metazoa; Chordata; Aves; Galliformes; Phasianidae. Gene Ontology annotation, biological process: protein histidyl modification to diphthamide.